AUGCCGCGAUUUAAUCGACGGGAACAGCUGCCGCUCCACAUCAAGCGCGCCAUUUGCGCGCACCACCUCGAACACCCCGUCCUGCGCCAUGUCGACCUAGCUCGAUGGUGUUUCUCCCAGUACGGGUUGCGCCCGGAUCGCUCUACGAUCGGCCGCAUCCUAAAAACCGCCGAGCGAUGGGAUGUGACGUCCGACGGCGCCAACCCGGUGCGCCGUCGGGCAGGCGCCUGGCCAGAGCUGGAGCAGGCCAUGGGGCGGUGGAUAGCAAACGCAGGACCCGCCGGUGUGCCCCUCACACUCCAAACCAUCCGCGACCAUGUCGCGGCGAUGGCCAGGAACAUGGGCAUUCCGCCCACCUUCCGAUGCUCGAUCGGCUGGGUGCGCCGUGCAUUGCGGCGCCAGGGCGUGAGAUGCCGUGCGGCACAGGGCGAGGCCGCCAGCGCAGAUAUGGCGGCCGUGCGCGACGCCCGUGAGAAGAUGCCGCGACUCCUCACGCAGCUCGGCGUCGCCCCACGGGACACCUUCAACCUCGACGAGACUGCUCUCUGGCUGUCGUUAUUCACGCAUUUCAUUACUCAUCUCAACGCGGCGAUGUUUGCCGAGGGUCGCAAAAUAGUGGUGCUGCUGGACAACGCGAGCAGCCACAUGCUGCGCGCCGUAGAUGCAUGGAGCGAGAUCGUGUGCGGCGUCAGGACCACGUGCAUGAGCCACGUGCGGCUUGUCUUCCUGCCGCCCAAUACCACGGCAUUCACUCAGCCGCUUGACCAGGGCAUAAUCGCCACCGCGAAGGCCCGCUACCGCCAGCAUUGGCUGCGGGCCUUCUCGGGUUUAUGGAACGCCGACGGAGCGACUUCCGCGGUCGCUCGAUUCCGGCCGAAUCUGCGAGAUGUGCUCGAGUGGCUGUCGGAGUCGUGGACCUCCGUCGGCGCGCGCACCAUUCAACGAUGUUGGUGGCGCACGGGGUGUCUUCCCCUCUCGUGGUCACUGGAGCUGCCGCACGUGCAUGACGACGAGCCCAUCCCCGCAGCUUAUCCCGACAUCGAACUCGACGAUGACAUCGAUGAUGUCGGGACGCUUAUUAACACGCUCGACCUCGGGAAUGCGGCAAUGACGGCGGCGGAAUACGUCGCCAUCGACGACGCGGAGCCCACGUGUGCGGAAGGCACGGCACACCCGCCCGUGACAGAGGAGGAGAUGCGCUCGGAGGUGGAGCUCUGGCAGGCGCCGACGACCAUGCAGGCCGUUUACGACGACGCCGACCCCGUGUGCCGUGAAGCGCGCCGCACUGCUCGUGCGGCGUGCGAGAUGCUCAUCGGCUACGCCCGGGCCACCCGCAUCACUCCGCGCGAUCUGUGCGCUCUUUUCGACAUCCGCAAUCCAAUCAUAAUCGCGCGGAUGGAGCGGGCGAGCCCGGGAUUCAAUCUCAACGUGGCACCGCAGCCCGUACCCUCCCCCGGCGCAACCCCCACUCCCGAGACACCUCGUCCGCGGGGCCGUGUGCUGCCCGACUGGAUGACCCGCCAGUCCCGCCGUCAGCAGCUGCUUGAUGCCGGGGUGGGCGCCGUGAUGGACGGCUAUGUGGAUGCAGCGGAAUGGAUGCGUCUGUGA
Molecule: messenger RNA, 1608 nt
Organism: Closterium sp. NIES-65
Lineage: Eukaryota; Viridiplantae; Streptophyta; Zygnematophyceae; Desmidiales; Closteriaceae
Source: the annotation of a GenBank genome assembly